Messenger RNA from Vigna radiata var. radiata (mung bean), 1111 nucleotides. Its product is annotated as ubiquitin-like protein ATG12. Lineage: Eukaryota; Viridiplantae; Streptophyta; Magnoliopsida; Fabales; Fabaceae. The transcript is spliced from 6 exons. Gene Ontology annotation, biological process: nucleophagy; C-terminal protein lipidation; autophagosome assembly. Gene Ontology annotation, cellular component: Atg12-Atg5-Atg16 complex; phagophore assembly site membrane; cytoplasm. The coding region runs from base 356 to 871 and encodes 171 amino acids. The record is from RefSeq and is a predicted model, not a curated record.
ACUUUCAAAGUAGAAUUAUUUUUCAUGUUGAUGCGGUGACUCUGCUUUUGCUGCGGCAGUGGUGGGUUGCGUUUUGAGGUGGAGAAGGUGAUAGGGAGGGAGACUGUGGUGGGAAUUCUAGGUUUCAGUAUACGCUAAUCUUAAUAUUGAUCUUAAUGUAGUGGGUGUUGGCAAUGGAUAAAAGGGUUUUUCAAUUUUGAAGAAAGCAAGAGAUUGUUUUGAUUGUGUUGUUCGAAAGCAAGGUUCUUGACGCAGAUCGAUUCUCCAGCCUUCCAGCUUCCUUCAGUUCUCUGCGCCUUCCCCUGCGCGCCCAUGGCCGCAUCAUAGCACUGAUCAAUCCAUCACAUCAAAAUCAAUGGCGGAAAGCACAUCACCGUCGUCCAAACCCUCACCAAUGGAUCCUCAAAACCCCGCACCAUCCUCCAACCCUACAAUCCCUUCCCCUUCCCACAACAAAACAGCUUCACCCUCGCUCCCUCUGCUCCCCCAAGACCAGCAACAGCAGCAACAGUUUAACUCGCUCUCCUCGAGGAGAAACAGGGAUAAUUGUGAAGGAAGCCCAUCACAUAACAGUGAACUGAGGACAAUGUCUGCUGAAUCGCCAAGUUCUGUUCGUAAAGUGGUUGUUCAUCUCAGAGCCACCGGUGAUGCUCCUAUUCUCAAGCAAUCCAAGUUCAAGAUAGCAGGAACUGAUAAAUUCGUUAAAGUGAUAGACUUUCUCCGACGGCAGCUCCACAGGGAGACAUUGUUUGUUUAUGUCAAUAGUGCUUUUUCACCAAACCCCGAUGAAUUGGUCAUUGAUCUAUUUAAUAAUUUUGGUUUUGAUGGCAAACUGGUUGUCAACUACGCUUGUUCCAUGGCGUGGGGCUAAACUCUCAGAAUCGUGAUUGUUGGAUACUAAAGCUUCAAAUUGUGAAUACACAUUGCUUCCUUUCACAGUACACGAUUUCCUUUUGACUUGGAUAUUAUUUCUUAUUCAUUUUUGUAUAUUUAUGCAUGGCUACUAAAUCUUGUUUUGAUAUACUUAAAAAAUAUUUAUAGAAAAUUAGAAAAAAAAUAUUGAUGAACUUCUUCAUUAAUAUUUAAUAAAUGUUGACAAUGUUGUGCUUCA